This is a messenger RNA of Dichotomopilus funicola, 1068 nucleotides long. Its product is annotated as cyclin-L2. The coding region runs from base 1 to 1068 and encodes 355 amino acids. Gene Ontology annotation, cellular component: nucleus. NCBI's taxonomy places the organism in Eukaryota, Fungi, Ascomycota, Sordariomycetes, Sordariales, Chaetomiaceae. Gene Ontology annotation, molecular function: cyclin-dependent protein serine/threonine kinase regulator activity. Gene Ontology annotation, biological process: regulation of transcription by RNA polymerase II. The transcript has 3 exons. The record is from RefSeq and is a predicted model, not a curated record.
AUGUCGCACAUGGAAAACCCCCUGGCGACGCCAGACCAACUAUUCCAGCGCCGCUCCUUGGGCUCCCUCCCCAUUGACCUCCAAGAUAUCAUUUUCUUCGCGACACAAUGUCUAACCCAAGCCGCCGGUCUCCUCCUUCAACUUCCACAAUCCGUCACAGCACAAGCCAAUGUGUUGCUGGCGCGAUACUGGCUCGUCGAGCCGAUGAUGUCACACGAGUUUAGUGAGGUCUCAGCAGCAAUCCUCUACCUCACCGCCAAACUCUCCCCCCACCCUCGCUCCCCCCGCGACAUCUCCAACGUCUACGCCUACCUCACCUCCCCCUCAUCCUCCCUCUUCCACCACCCCUCCGCCGCACCACCCCCGCCAAUACCAAAUCCCCAAGACUCAUCAUCAUCGACCCACUACCUCUCCGAAUCAACUUACCAAGCCUUCCACACCCGCCUCCUCGCCCUCGAAGCACGCGUCCUUUAUGCCUUGGGCUUCGACACCCACGUUGCGCUGCCUUAUUCGUUGGCCGUGACUUACCUGCAAGCUCUCGAUUUCCUCACAAAAAACGCCCUAGCCCACCUAACCCUCACCUACCUAACAACCGCCCUCCUCUCCCCCCAACACCUCUACCUCACCUCCCCCCCCUCCUCCCUCGCCACCGCAGCCAUCUACAACGCCGCGCGGGACUUGGGGGCCAAGAUGCCUGCGUGCGAAUGGUGGGAGGUGUUCGAUGUGGACCGGGAAGAACUGGGGUUUUUGGUGGUGGGGAUGAGGAGUGUGGAGGGAUGGGGGAGGAGGAUGAGGGGGGAUAUGGAGGGGAUGAUGAUGCGGGGGGGGGGGGGGGGGGGGGGGGGGGGGGGGGUGGUGGGGGGGGGGGGGGGGGGGGGGGGGGGAGGGGGGGGGGUAUUGAGGCGGGGGGAUGUGGAGGGGGAGUUGGGACGGAGGGGGAUUAGGGUUGUGCCAUCGGUGGUGUCACCGGUGGGGGGAGGGGGAGGAGGAGGAGGAGAAGGAGGGGGGGAUAUGGAGGAGGAGAUGGCGAGGAGGAUGGAUGAGAAGAUGGCUGGGUUGGAGGGAUAG